ACUACUAAUUCUGUCUGAUCCUCCUCAUUAUCUAGCCGACUAGCAGAAAUAGUGCUAAAUACCUGAAGGUGACUCCUGCUGAGUGCUUGGUGCCAACAGUGACUACCGUAGGUAAAGAGCCAUGACUUGCUGGAGUGACUCUGACCUGCAGCAUUAAGUGCAGUUUUCCUGGAGGGGUCCCCUGCAGUGCAUGUUGCCCACAGUCACUUUGGGGUGGAGUCAUCAGGAUUGCUGAGCGCUGCUCUCUGGGCCGUUGCUGCAGUGGUCUGUAGAAGAUUGCAGCGGUUGCGGGUGUCUCUAGGACACUGAUGGCCGCUCUGCAGGACGUUCUGCUGGCUCUGCAGGUUGAUGUGUGGUAACCUGCCCUGGGUGCUGCAUCCCGCCUCAGUCACCUCCAUAGGCAACAGGAAUGUCUACUCCGCAUUCCCAUGCACAAACAUAAACCAUCCUUGCUACAGCCUAGAACAGGCAGCCGAGGAGGCCUUUGUGAGCGAUGCGGAGGACGUGUUUCCCGGCACCGAGUGGGAGCGCGUGGCCCAGCUGUGUGACUUUAACCCCAAGGCUAGUAAGCAGGCCAAGGACGUGUCCCGCAUGCGCUCGGUGCUCAUCUCGCUCAAGCAGGCUCCCCUGGUCCGCUGAGAGAGCGCGGCGGGAACACCAAUGCAAUACCCUGACCUUACUCAGAGGAGCGUGCUUGCAGUAAUUGCAUUAAUUGUUCCUGUGUAAUGGGGGUUUUGUUUUUUUGUUUUGUUUUUUUGGACCAAACCUCACAAUGUAUCUAAAGCUGAUCAUUGUUUGAUUGCAUGUCUUUCCUCAUGUUUCCUUCCUGUCUCUGGAAUGGGGAUACCCCAAAUUUGUAGUCUCUCCGUGCUGUUGUGCACCAAGAUGUCACUUCCAGCAUUAUUACUGAUAUUAAAGAUCUGUUAAACAGCAA
This is a messenger RNA of Nothoprocta perdicaria, 934 nucleotides long. It is a transcript of the gene CLTA, whose product is annotated as clathrin light chain A. The transcript is spliced from 3 exons. Gene Ontology annotation, biological process: clathrin-dependent endocytosis; intracellular protein transport; clathrin coat assembly. Gene Ontology annotation, cellular component: synaptic vesicle membrane; clathrin coat of trans-Golgi network vesicle; postsynaptic endocytic zone cytoplasmic component. The record is from RefSeq and is a predicted model, not a curated record. Lineage: Eukaryota; Metazoa; Chordata; Aves; Tinamiformes; Tinamidae. Gene Ontology annotation, molecular function: clathrin heavy chain binding; structural molecule activity. The coding region runs from base 349 to 639 and encodes 96 amino acids.